Molecule: messenger RNA, 2488 nt
Organism: Bombyx mandarina (wild silkworm)
Lineage: Eukaryota; Metazoa; Arthropoda; Insecta; Lepidoptera; Bombycidae
Molecular function (GO): DNA binding
Source: RefSeq, a predicted model, not a curated record
UCAAGAACAUCAUUCAAACGGGGAGGACGUACUUCAGAAAUGUGUAAAGUGCUCUGUUGGGAACAUUGAGUUAUAUUUUUUUCAAAUGUUUCUCCUACCGGAAUUAUAAGUACAAAGCUUAGGAUAGGUUCCACGUCGAGUCGUCGCUAUCAUGGCGUCGGACGAACAAUUUUCACUAUGCUGGAACAAUUUCCACGCAAAUAUGUCAGCAGGCUUUCAUGGCCUGCUGUCGCGUGGAGAUCUCGUAGACGUAACGUUGGCUGCCGAAGGCAGGUUAUUGCAAGCACAUAAAUUAGUUCUAUCAGUAUGUUCUCCCUAUUUUCAAGAAAUGUUCAAAAUGAAUCCAACACAACAUCCGAUAGUAUUUUUAAAAGAUGUUAGUCAUUCUGCACUAAGAGACUUAUUACAGUUUAUGUAUCAAGGUGAAGUUAAUGUUAAGCAAGAAGAAUUAGCAUCAUUUAUUAGUACAGCGGAACAACUUCAAGUUAAAGGUUUAACCGGUAAUCAAAAUGAAGAAAGUUCCACGCCAUCCAAACCAAAGCCGACUUCGAGGCCAGGCCCCAGGUCGUCACAACAAAGACAAUCUGUUAUGACUAAGUUAGAGACUGAUCUAGAUUCUAAGCCCUCCUCAACUCCAGUAGCCGUUAAGAGGCCAAAUAGGCCAUCAAUAGCAUCAAAUAACUCUUCUUCCUCACAAAGUGGACCAGCGAAACGAAAAUGCGUAGAUCCACUGGAAGCAGGUCCCUCUGGUUCUGCAAAAGACGAAUUUGUGACGAUACCAGACGAAGAUGAGAACAAUGCUGUCGCUCCCAAAAUGGAACCAGAGUUUGUUAAUGAGAGUAUGUGGGAUGACGAUGAAGAUGGCACGAACAAUGACGAAACUAAUUACGGAGAGGACGAUUCUAAUAUGGAAAUGACUGGUUUUGAUGGCUCUGCAACUGGAGAUGUUAAUAUUUCUGGAGGUGAAGGUGGAGCAGUCGGCGAUGCACAAGAAACAGAAGCACCCGCCUGGACUUCAGUCUAUUUCGCGAAGCUAGCCGAUGAUGAGGGCAUGAAAUGUAGCCUCUGCGAAGAGGUGUUGAGGGUAGACGAAAAAUCACUGGAAUUACUAAAUCACAUGACGAUCGUACAUAACGACAUUUACAAUUUGCACAAAGACAACCCCGAAGCGAAUAUCGAGUUCAGGAUUGAAUUUAUAGAAGUUAAUAUGUCGAAUGAUGACGUAGACCCUAAAACACAUUCUAUAGUGAUAGAAGACGUUUGCGAGGUUAACAAGACAGCGAAGGAAAUACAGCACGUCAAUACUGAAGAUCACGUCAUUUGCGAGGAAAAGAAGAAGGAAAAAAAUGAAACAUCAAAGCCGCGGAAGCGAAGUUGGAUAUGGAAAUAUUUCGAAAAACUUGGCAACAUUAAAUAUCGCUGUAAUAUUUGCAAGGUCGUCUUGUCGGUUAAAGGAACGAGCACUACCAACUUGAAGAGGCACGUGAGGACUCGGCAUCCACAUGUUUACAUACGAGAACUAUCAAAGAUAAAAUCCAGCACUGAUUCGGAGUUACGUCUUGAUACUGACACUGCCUCUCAUUUACAAAAUAGAGGAAUCAAUGCUAACGAUCAUAGAGUCGAUGGUCUAAAUGAAGUUUCUUUGGUUGACAAUAUGGAAAAGAAGAAGUUCAAGUACAAUGUAAAUCAGUCGAAGGCCUCGGGAAAUCGCUUACGUCGCAGCUGGGUCUGGUCUUAUUUCAAAAUCGUGUCGCCGACUCACGCGCGCUGCAAACUCUGCGGUCGGCUGAUCAACCACGGUCGCUACUCGUCCGGUAACUUGAACCGCCACCUGAACGUGGUCCAUAAAAAAAAAACCCAGCCGCCUGAAACACGAAGUAAAGGAUUGCGUCGCAGUUGGAUAUGGUGUUACUUCAGCCGCGUGACGUCAAGCCAGGCGCAGUGUAAGCUCUGCAGCCGCCAUAUCAGCCACGCCGGCAACGCUAGCGGAAAUAUGAACAGGCAUCUCCGAAGAAUUCACAAUAAAACUGCAGAAUAUUACGAAACCGAAAAAAUCCUGGAAACGCAAUGGAUAUGGAAAGUGAUCGAUCGCUGCGACGAUGGGGGUUAUUCGUGCAAGAUCUGUGAAUUCCGAAGCGAGAAUGGAAGCGAAGAGAUAUCCAACCUGACCUCGAUGCUGGCACAUCUGAAGGCGGAGCACGGCAUCGUCUCCGGGGACCAGAUCAUUACCGAAGGCGAACAAGACGAAGACUGAUCAAACGAGGUACAAUUUCUAUUGAAUUGUGGGUAGCUACUUGUUUUCUAUAGCCAUUGAGGGUAGGAUUCGGGACAUUUGGGCAAGCAGAUUUCAUCUAGGUUAACGAAUCGUGUCGCUUCUCAAAUUAAAUAGUAUUGUCAUGUCAAUGUCAAGAUAAUUUUUUUUUUUUUAAUAUUAUUGAAAAUGCAGUAGAUGAGAAAAUCACCGGAAUCGCAUAUAAAAACGUUUUGA